Messenger RNA from Sphaeramia orbicularis (orbiculate cardinalfish), 1884 nucleotides. RefSeq names its product SPNS lysolipid transporter 2, sphingosine-1-phosphate (gene spns2). Gene Ontology annotation, biological process: sphingosine-1-phosphate receptor signaling pathway; transmembrane transport; lipid transport. NCBI's taxonomy places the organism in Eukaryota, Metazoa, Chordata, Actinopteri, Kurtiformes, Apogonidae. The transcript has 13 exons. Bases 239 to 1750 code for a protein of 503 amino acids. The record is from RefSeq and is a predicted model, not a curated record. Gene Ontology annotation, cellular component: membrane. Gene Ontology annotation, molecular function: transmembrane transporter activity; sphingolipid intramembrane carrier activity.
CAACACUUGGCGUACGGGAGAAAGAAGCCGAGGAGCGCAGAGCCCGUCCGUCCGUCACCGCGCACUGCGAGAAAAUUAUGAACCCGAGGAGAGCGGCUCCUGCGCCCCGACACCUCCAACUCCUGCAGCGGCACUAAUCCACUCUGAGAGCCCUGAUCGUUCCGCUCCGAGCCGAACCGUUCUCCUGUUUCUCCCCGUUUUCUGUCUUUUUUCUGCGCUGGAUCUUUCGUGUAAGAAAAUGUGCGUGGAGAGCGAUGGAUGCGAGAUUGAAGGCUGCAGCAGUUCGGACGAGGUGCGCACACUGUCAGGCAGCAUGAGCCCCGGACUCAAACCCAGCCAGGACCUCCACCCCUGCAAACCGGGACACAAAUUAAGCGCCGCGCUGCUCCGGUGCCGCUCACCGGCCGCCGCCGCCGGGAUCCUCACUUUUGGAAACGUCCUCAAUUACAUGGACAGAUACACUGUAGUCGGUGUUGUGCAGGACAUCCAGAGGCAUUAUGGAGUCAAAGACAGUGGCAUCGGCUUGUUGCAAACAGUCUUCAUCUGCAGCUUCAUGGUGGCAGCUCCCAUCUUCGGUUACCUUGGCGACCGCUUCAACAGAAAGGUCAUCCUGAGCUGCGGCAUUUUCUUCUGGUCCAUUGUUACUCUGUCGAGCUCCUUCAUCAGCAGAGAGUACUACUGGCUGUUCGUUCUCUCCAGAGGCCUGGUGGGCAUCGGUGAGUCCAGCUACUCGUCCAUCUCCCCCACCAUCAUCGGCGACCUGUUCACCAAUAACAGCCGGACCAUGAUGCUCUCUGUCUUCUACCUGGCCAUCCCUUUGGGAAGCGGACUGGGGUACAUCCUGGGCUCCAGCGCUAAAGUGGCAGCAGGAGACUGGCACUGGGCGCUGAGGGUGUCCCCCGUUCUGGGUCUGACCGCAGGAAGUCUCAUCCUGCUGUUUGUGCCCGAACCGAAGAGAGGCAGCGCCGACCAGAUGGGAGGACGCAUCAAGACCAGGACCUCUUGGUUCUGUGACAUGAAGGCACUGGCAAAGAAUCGCAGCUACAUGUUCUCCUCGCUGGCGUCCGCCGCCGUGUCCUUCGCCACCGGGGCCUUCGGGAUCUGGAUCCCGUCGUACCUGACCAGGGCCCAGGAGGUCCAGAAGAUCGAGGUGUGCCCCAAGUCCGAGAUCUGCAGCAGCACCGACAGUCUGAUCUUCGGGGCCAUCACCUGCGUCACGGGCCUUCUGGGCGUGCUCAUCGGCGCCGCCACCACGCGCCUGUGUCGUCAGAAGACCAAGCGGGCCGACCCGUUGGUGUGCGCCGUCAGCAUGCUGGGCUCGGCCAUCUUCAUCUGCCUCAUCUUCGUGGUGGCCAAGAAGAGCAUCAUCGGAGCUUAUGUUUGCAUCUUCAUCGGAGAAACGCUGCUGUUCCUCAACUGGGCCAUCACUGCUGACAUCUUAAUGUUCGUGGUCAUCCCCACUCGCAGAGCGACGGCCGUGGCCUUCCAGAGCUUCACUUCUCACCUUCUGGGAGACGCUGGAAGUCCAUACCUGAUCGGCCUGAUCUCCGACGGCCUUCAGCAGAGCUACGCUACGUCAACGCUGUGGAAGUUCCUGAGCCUGGGUUAUGCCCUCAUGCUUUGUCCCUUCAUCAUCGUCCUGGGGGGCAUGUUUUUCCUGGCCACCGCCUUGUUUUUUCUGGAUGACAGGGAGAAAGCUGAAAAACAGUUGAACCAGCUGACCAGACCCCCCUCCUCUGUCAAGGUAUGACCAGGUGGUACAGAUAUGAGGGCGGAGCCUCCAAAAGGACGGACAACAGAAGAAAAGGCGGGGCAGUUUCUCCACCUUAUAACCCCGCCCCUGCGUGCUCGUCCUCCUGCUGCUCCUUUUUUUUUUUUUUUUUU